AUGAGAUUCACUUCUUUAUCUUCGUCAUUGUCACUUUUCACAACAUGGUUCGUACUUCAAGCCGCUGCCGCCCCGGCGGCAGCCUCACAGGUCCUGACCCCUCAAGAUUUCAAGCAGACCAUCGCAGAUGGUGUUUGGUUCAUCGAACAUUUUUCCCCAUAUUGUCGGCAUUGUCGCAACUUUGAACCGACAUGGAACCGUGUAGUAGACAAUUUUGAGAAAGAGAAACCUGAUCUAGGGAUACAUCUGGCACAAGUGAAUUGUGCAUUGAAUGGAGACUUGUGCACCGAGAACGGUGUUACAGGAUACCCUCAAAUGAACCUUUAUCGAAAUGGGCUGUUUGUAGAGACCUUCACUAAAGAUCGUGACUUCGAUAUCCUUGUUGAUUUCCUUCUUGCACGUGCUGAUCAUACCGCAAAUUCCUUGUCAUCCUCUACUGCGGUUGAGCAGGAGGAAAUGGUAGCUGAAAUCGUUCCUGUAGAGGAGAAUUCGGUGGUCCAUGUGUCGCAGGCAGAAUCCAACCCUUUGGGAGAGGUGAUAUCCUUAACUAGCGAGACAUUCGACAACUUUGUGUCGCAGGCGCCUACAUUUGUCAAGUUCUUUGCACCGUGGUGCGGACACUGUAAGAAACUUGCUCCAACGUGGACACAGGUUGCUCGUCGCAUGCAGCACAAGCUCAAUAUCGCUGAAGUCAAUUGUGAUGAGUUCAAGUCGCUAUGCUCGAAGCAAGGGGUCACAGGUUAUCCUAUGCUGUUCUACUAUUCUCACGGAGCAAAGACAGAGUACUCAGGAAGUAGAAAAUACGAGCCACUUGUGGCUUUCGCUGACAAGGCAGCAUCUCCGACCAUGCAACCAAUAAGCGCUCAUGAUCUUGACAAGGUUGUUCAUGAAAAUCCUGUUGCGUAUGUCCUACUUUCUUCAUCACAUGAACAUAUUGUCAGUGAGGUCACUAAAGACUCGCAGUUGCUCCUCGGGUCGCCCCCGGUAUUUGUAUCAUCUUCCAAGGAACUCUUUACUCGCUAUGACAUCCCAGCGACAGAAUCCUGGGCCAUCCUAGCAUUCAAAGAUAAUGACUCAAAGGAACCCACCUCAGUCUUUAGUCCAUCCAGUUCUGACACACUUAGCACUUGGCUAUUCGCCAACCGCCUCCCAACCUCCCUCGAGCUCUCGCGCGAUGUAUUUCAACAGGUAAUGAAUGCUCCACAUAACCCACUUGUCGUGAUUGCUGCGACGCCCAAUGAUGUUCAAAAUGAUGUCUCAUCGAAGUUGGACGAUAUUGCAAAAAAGUGGCGCCUGCGCAAGAGCUAUGUUGGGAAACAAGAUGUGGUAUUCACGUGGAUGGAUGCUGAUCAAUGGGGAAGUUGGAUGAAGAGUAUGUACGGUGUGAAGGUCAAAGAGCAGCCGAAGGUGGUGGUUGCUGAUCAUAAUCGCCUCAUCUAUUGGGAUAGGGAUACUACUGGGCAGCCCAUUCAGCUAAACACCGUCAGCAUAUUCUCUGCUAUUGAAGGAAUUUACGACAGCAAAAUACGUUCCAAGCAUUCGGAGAACAUCCUAGAGCGCUCUCUUCGGGUCUUCAACUCAAGUCUCACAAGCACUGAGGGUUUUAUUAUCGCCCAUCCAUACAUGGCAGUCCUGCUGAUUCUUGGAUUUUUGGCAGCGGUUGUUAUGGCGAUCAAGAAACUUUUGGAUGAUGAUACGGAUCUGCAGUCCGGGCAUAAGUACAUCAAGGGUGAUCGUCUAGAUUGA
Suillus fuscotomentosus is the source of this 1746-nucleotide messenger RNA. Its product is annotated as thioredoxin-like protein. Gene Ontology annotation, molecular function: protein disulfide isomerase activity. Bases 1 to 1746 code for a protein of 581 amino acids. The record is from RefSeq and is a predicted model, not a curated record. Lineage: Eukaryota; Fungi; Basidiomycota; Agaricomycetes; Boletales; Suillaceae. The transcript has 8 exons. Gene Ontology annotation, cellular component: endoplasmic reticulum.